GUAUUAUCCAAAUGUUUGUCAUCUGCGGGAUAAACGACGCGUAUAUACAAUGGAAUUAGCAACUGCAUUGAUGAGUAAACAAUCUGUGAACACUCCGUUUCAUAACUCUGAGGCCAUACCAUUUCCAUCACCGCUUUUUGUUUUCUCUGAAAAGGUGUCUGCACCACAGAUNACAAAAGUGAUCGCAUGCAAACAGCUGUCAAAUAUAACACCAAUACAGUUACUUUUAUUUGGAAGUCGAAAGGUUGAAGCACACGGCGAUGAACUCGUUAAGCUUGAUGAUAUGAUUCCAUUGAGAAUGAAUGUGAAGGAUGCAUCGCGUAUCGUCGCAUUGCGUCCGUGUAUUGAAGCAUUCAUUGUCCGAAGUUGUUUACAUCCAGAAUUAGUUGGAGAGCCCUCCGAAUUGGAUAAAACAUUGAUCGAUAUCCUCAAACAGUUAUCAUCGCCUAACCUCUGUCCCUUGAAUGCUGACAAAUCUCAAAAAGCACCAUCCCUUCAACAGUCUAAUUUCAAUCCACUAGAUCAGUUCGACUCGAAUGUUCCGGUACCUUAUGAUCAUCGCAGUCAAUCAUUGGAAAUGGAAAGCCGCAAGCGUCCAUCUAGUGAAUUUUUCAAGGGAGCUCGUAAAAGUGCUAGAGGAACGUACAGUAACGCCUCUUCAUGGUCUUCAUUGCGUAGUAGUAGUAAUUCAACGUUUCUUGGCAGUGGCACGGGAGCAGGCGUUCGUCCAUACCGAUCGCCGAGAGGAGGCAUUGGUCUGUACGGAGCUUCGAGAGGAGAGGAGGCGUUGAUCCAUACGGAUCUUCCAGAGGAGGCAUUGAUUCAUAUGGAUCUCCGAGAGGAGGCAUCGGUCCAUACGGAUUUUCCAGAAGAGGCGUUGAUCCAUACGCACCUCCUAGACGAGGCAUUGAUUCAUACGAAGCUCCUAGACGAGGCAUUGAUUCAUACGGAUCUCCGAGAGGAGCACGAAAUUAUGACCACCGAAAUCGGCUUUCGC
Molecule: messenger RNA, 997 nt
Organism: Anisakis simplex (herring worm)
Lineage: Eukaryota; Metazoa; Nematoda; Chromadorea; Rhabditida; Anisakidae
Source: the annotation of a GenBank genome assembly